GAUGCUUGAGGCUCGAUUCGGCUAUCUUGAAUUCAAUGAAAUACAUGCCCACAUGGCGACCGGGACAGGUAGCCUUGAGAUACUGAGACUAGUUCUCGACAGAUGUUCAAUCACUGAGGCGACUCGAUCCCUUUUAUUGCAAGCCGCAGCCAGGGGAAGCUUGGCAGUAAUGAAACAUCUUCUGACGUUAAAUCACCCUGGUAUAUUUAAGGAAAUACUGAUCGAAGCAUCGGGUAACACCCAGUGUACUACUGACAUGCUAAAACGCCUCUGGAAGCUCGCCCCUUAAGUUGAAUUGUAUCGGGAGAUGUUUAUGAACGCCGCAGAUCGGCAAUAUUUAGAGUUAACAGAUUUAGAAUUCCUGAUUGCCUAGGUGAAAGAUGCGAA
Messenger RNA from Aspergillus pseudotamarii, 387 nucleotides. RefSeq lists its product as uncharacterized. Lineage: Eukaryota; Fungi; Ascomycota; Eurotiomycetes; Eurotiales; Aspergillaceae. The transcript has a single exon. The annotation marks the transcript as partial. The record is from RefSeq and is a predicted model, not a curated record.